Molecule: messenger RNA, 753 nt
Organism: Effrenium voratum
Lineage: Eukaryota; Dinophyceae; Suessiales; Symbiodiniaceae
Source: the annotation of a GenBank genome assembly
AUGGCACGCUUUGUGGCGCUGGUGUUGCUGAGCUAUGCGGAGGCCCACUGCCUUUUCAGCAACAAGGAGAAGCUGAUGAGCUGCGCUCCCGGGUGCCUCUCCGCAGGCGGCGACAUGGCGGGCUGCAUCUCCGGGUGCAUGCAGUCCGGGGCACCGGCAGUGUCUGCGACCUGCAGCAACUGCCUGGGCGAAGGUUUCACCUGUGCCUACGACAACUGCGCCGGCGAGUGUUACCCCGGGCGCCCUGACUUCUACUCCGCGAAUUGCAUCGGCUGCAUCCAGGGCAACCGCUGCAAGACCUGCGCCACUGCGGCCAAGGGCGCCGUUUCCGCGAACCUCACCGAGGAGAUCUGGGCGCUGGCGGCUGCGCUGAACUUCACGCGCCCGGAGGCGGAGCAGGCGGAGCCUGCGGAGCCUGCGCUCAAGUCCGGCGGCUGCUAUGAGGACCAGGGCAAGCUGAAGACCUGCGGAACCCAGUGCUUCAGCAGGCCCAACCGCCAGCAGUGCGCCGCCAAAUGCCUCAGGAGCCAUGGCAUGAGCUCGGGCUGCGCCAAUUGCUUCGGCCACAAGGUGGACUGCACCAUCAAGAACUGCCUCUCCAAGUGCAUGUCCAACUCUCAAUCUGCGGCCUGCAAGAUGUGCGUGCACGCCUCCUGCGGACACUGCACUCAGGCCAAAUCCUCCUCUGCAGUCAUCGCGGCAGCGGUGGAAGCGUCAGCAUCGGCGGCGGAAUCGAAUGAGAUUUUGCCCUGA